AGAUCUCCAAAACACAAGUUCACAACUCAUCACAGCCGCCUCUCACACAACCCCAAAAGCUACUUCCUUUCCCUUUGCCUUCUCACAAAUCUCAAAAGCUUCCUAACUCAACUCCAAUUUCUCUUCUUCCACCACCUACCUAUACAUACACAUAUCACCAAUGCACAUUCAUCCACAACCCAAUGGCUCUCAUCACUAAGCUCCCAUCAUCUUCACCACUAACCCAAUUCAAAACCCCCCAAAUCUCCCCACCAAACCCUACUUUCAUCCGUUUUACUACAUCUUGUUCUGCUUCACCUUUCACUGAAAAGCAUUCAGUUGAAAGAUACCAACGUGACAGUUGGGUGUUCAACAACGAAUUUAACCAAAACCCAUGUGAAAAGCAGUCGAAUUUCUCCACUAGAGACUACGAAAUUGCCCUUCAGCUUCCUGAACUGAAGAAACUGUUGCAGGUUUUGAGGGAGAAGAGAGGGGAAAGUGGGGAUGGGGAGGGGGGUAAAGGGGGUGUUGGGAAUGUGUUUUUGGUGGGUACGGGUCCGGGUGACCCGGAUUUGUUGACUUUGAAGGCGUUGAAGGUGAUCCAGAAGGCGGAUUUGUUGUUGUAUGAUAGAUUGGUGUCUAAUGAUGUGUUGGAUUUGGUGGGUCCGGAUGCUAGGUUGCUUUAUGUUGGGAAGACUGCUGGGUACCAUAGCAGAACACAGGAGGAGAUUCAUGAGUUGCUUUUGAGUUUUGCUGAAGUGGGGGCAAAUGUUGUGAGGCUUAAAGGAGGGGACCCGUUGGUGUUUGGAAGAGGUGGUGAGGAGAUGGAUUUUCUUCAACAAAAAGGCAUUCAAGUUAAAGUUAUUCCAGGCAUAACUGCUGCCUCCGGGAUAGCAGCAGAAUUGGGUGUUCCAUUAACACACAGGGGAAUAGCAAACAGCGUCCGGUUUCUAACCGGCCACUCAAGAAAAGGCGGGGCCGAUCCUCUUUUCGUAGCAGAGAAUGCAGCCGAUCCUGAUUCAACCUUAGUUGUUUACAUGGGGUUAUCUACUCUCCCUGCACUCGUUUCAAAGUUAAUCCACCAUGGUUUACCACCCGACACACCAGCAGCUGCAGUUGAGCGGGGGACCACACCACAACAACGCAUUGCGUUAGCAGAGUUGAAGGAUCUACCUGAUAAAAUUACAUCAGAACAAUUCGUAUCACCGACUCUGAUCUUCAUUGGAAAAGUAGUUGCGCUUUCACCGUUGUGGCCGCAAUCCUGUACAAGCGAGUCGUCAUGUCUAAUUCCACUUGUAUGAAAUCCCUGAUCAAGAAGAACAACAUGGUUCAUGAGAAAAGUGACAGAUGAACGAAUAUCAUCAUGGGAAGUUGCCACGUUGGAGGGAAAAAACCGUAGAUUGCUGCUUACGGGUUCAAGCUGUUUAACAUAAAACAAUUUUUUGCGAGUGUGAAUAACGACUGGAAAGCAAAAGACUCACGCUUUCUGGUCAAAAUUGACGAAUUGUUUCUUCCCUUUAUGGUGGGGUUUUGCUUGCAUAAUCUUGAUUCUUCUGAAGAAUAAAUUUGGCUAAAUUGGCCGGUAAGAGUAAUGGGUCACGAUGAAUAAAUUUGUAACGUUGCUCAAUACGUUGUGUUUGUUUGAUCUAACAUAUCAUCUUCGUCAAGAGUAAAUUUAGGGAUCGUUCAUGUUGAAAAUACGUACAAUAAAUUAGGUGUAUCGUUUUUAAUGUUUGUGGACUCACCACGUUUGUUUUUCCGUCCUUUGGACUGAUGACAUUAAUAAUUGUUGGUUAAUGUCCGUCCUUAGUUCAAUAUGUUUGACUUCUUAAGUUUUAAGUUAUGACGCAAGUAUGUAAAUGGUUUUGGGA
This is a messenger RNA of Helianthus annuus (common sunflower), 1850 nucleotides long. RefSeq names its product siroheme synthase. The record is from RefSeq and is a predicted model, not a curated record. Gene Ontology annotation, biological process: siroheme biosynthetic process. Bases 183 to 1280 code for a protein of 365 amino acids. Lineage: Eukaryota; Viridiplantae; Streptophyta; Magnoliopsida; Asterales; Asteraceae. Gene Ontology annotation, molecular function: uroporphyrin-III C-methyltransferase activity. The transcript has 5 exons.